AUGUUGGAUUUGGAACCGGGACAUAAGGUACUGGAGGCAGGUACCGGUAAUGGGUCACUCACCUUAUACAUGGCAAGAGCGAUAGCUGGAGGAGGAGACUGUGUAGGCACCAUCGAUACAUUUGACAUCCGAGAAUCACACUCCAAUACAGCACGCAAACAUGUAGAGCGCUAUUCUAGAGGAAGAUACAAGCCCAACGUUGUGUUUCAUGUUGGCGCCGUAGCAGACAAGCUUCCAGAAAUGAUGGCAGCGGAAGAGCAAUAUGAUGCGAUUGCAUUAGAUAUGCCGGAACCCUGCGAUCAGAUCCCUCGUCUACUACCCUUUUUAAGAAAUGAUCGUUUCAUGGUCUGUUAUUUGCCAAAUAUGACUCAAGUACUUGCAUUAGCCGAGAUGAUUAUUGAUCUGCCAUUGGUGAUGGAGGACUGCAUUGAAGCAGAGUGGAAAGAGUGGGAAGUUAGAGCAACCCAUAUCAGAAGUAGGCUAAAACUAAAGGAGGAAAACGGCCCUGCCACACCGUCAACAACAGAGGUAAAGGCAUCAAUACCUCCUGAUGCUUGGGUGUGUAGACCAAAGAACUUUGAUGUAAGAGGUCACACUGCUUUCCUUGUCAAGUUAAGGAAAUCAGCUGCUGUUGUGUAG
Mucor velutinosus is the source of this 639-nucleotide messenger RNA. RefSeq lists its product as uncharacterized. The record is from RefSeq and is a predicted model, not a curated record. The coding region runs from base 1 to 639 and encodes 212 amino acids. The transcript has a single exon. Lineage: Eukaryota; Fungi; Mucoromycota; Mucoromycetes; Mucorales; Mucoraceae. Gene Ontology annotation, molecular function: tRNA (adenine(58)-N1)-methyltransferase activity. Gene Ontology annotation, biological process: mitochondrial tRNA methylation. Gene Ontology annotation, cellular component: mitochondrion; tRNA (m1A) methyltransferase complex.